Molecule: messenger RNA, 259 nt
Organism: Ambispora leptoticha
Lineage: Eukaryota; Fungi; Glomeromycota; Glomeromycetes; Archaeosporales; Ambisporaceae
Source: the annotation of a GenBank genome assembly
CGACAUUAUUUCGGAAAAAGGAGGUCAGCAAACUAAUAUUUUUGAAAGUAAUUUAUGUGAUAACUGUGGAGAUGAAGCAAACAAGCGUCUAGAAAAAAUAAAAAAUGAUUAUCAACUUAAUGUUUGGGAUAAACUAAUUGUUUUCAGUCCUGAAACGACCGCCCAAAUUGAAAAAGAAAUCGGAAGGGAUGAAGCCCAAGAAACUGUUUACGACCUUUCUAUUAAAAACAAAAAAAUAAAAGACAAUGACCGGUUUCAA